CUUCACGACGCGCUCACCUCCUCUGCGGGGCAUCCCUGUUUCUCUCUUCAAGUCUUCAAAUGCACGACUUCCACCGUCGGCACAAACAGAGGAUGUGGAGGCCCGGUUCGUGUUAACAGCACACGUUAAUAUGAGGAUAAAGAGAUAAAGAAAACGCCCUGGUAGAGUCCCAGUUAAGUUAAAAGAAAGUGGAGUGAUGAUGUUUGCUGUUGACUGAAGUCCACUCCAAGAAUCAAAAUGAAGAGGAGGCUGCUUCGUGGUUUCCUGUCCGAAGUUUCCAUCCGGAUGGCGCUGUUGGUUGUGUUCCUUGUGACAGAGCAGCUUCCUCCUUUCUACCGUGAGAUACAACCAGAGGAGAUGUGGUUGUAUAAAUUCCAUCGUGUGGAGAAAGACCACGUGCCCACCUCUCUUAUGUUUAGUGUGGCAGUUUUCACCCCACUGAUUGUAAUUCUGGUCUUCGCCUUCUUGAAGAAGUCAGAGCGAGGAGAUGUGAAGGAAGCCUCGCUGGCUGUGAGUUUGACUCUGGUGCUGAAUGGAGUUUUCACCAACGUCAUCAAACUUGUCGUUGGCAGGCCACGGCCAGACUUCUUCUAUCGCUGUUUCCCAGACGGUCAGAUGAACCUGGAGUUGCGCUGCAGCGGUGACCCAGAUGUCGUCAUGGAGGGCAGGAAGAGCUUUCCCAGCGGACACUCUUCCUUCGCCUUUGCGGGAUUGGGUUUCACGGCGCUGUACAUCGGAGGAAAGCUGCGCUGCUUUAAUGCAGCGGGCCGAGGCAGAGCAUGGCGGCUGUGUGCCUUCCUCAUCCCUUUACUCAUCGCAGCAGUGAUUGCCCUCUCCAGAACCUGCGACUACAAACACCACUGGCAAGAUGUAUUAGUGGGUUCUCUGCUGGGUCUCGCCUUCGCCUGGUUGUGUUACAGACAGCACUACCCUCCACUUCAGGACCCCGACUGCCACAGGCCUCUGCGUCACAGAGAGACUGUUCCCGCCGCACAGGAGCGCAAGCUGGCCAACUCCAACUACAUCCUGCCCCUGUAGAACAGCUGUAACUGGAUCGUACUCUUUACUGGUGUCACUUAUUCUGGGUUACAUGGUAAUCCUUCUCAUUCUGUUUUCUCACCCUAGGGCUGGGCAGUAUACCAAUAUUUAUUGUUAGUCGUCAAUCAUUGUAACGGUUUUGUAGGAGUUUUCUUUUUGUAUGGUGAAACAUGACAUGUAGUUUAUUUUCCAAACUAAAAUGACAAAUGUCACAUUUCAUCUGGAUGGUUUCUGAAACACUUGAGAGUUGCUGUAAAAUAACAACUCCGGUUAAACAUGGUGGACUUCAGCUACAUAAACAAGGUUUAAAGUGUAGGUUUUACUAACCUAAACAGACAUUAUCACAUACAACAUUCAUCAGUAUCUAAGGGUCUGGUGAAUAUAUUUAUUAUUAUCCAUCCAUAUGGCCCAGCCCUGCACACCCUGUGUAUUGUGCCUAUAGACCACAUGACUUUAAAUACUCCCAACAGCUGAGCAGGUCAACUACACAAGCACUGCACUAAUAGUCCACUGCCCAUUGAUCACUAGCUCAGCUGCUGAGAAACACUUUCUCUCAUGUAGGGUCACGAUUAUGUGAUUGUUUUUAAACUUGCAGCUUUUUCAACAAGCAGGGUCGAGACUAUACAGUUUGCAUACAGUAUAUACAGUUUAUAUACGGUAUAUACAGUGUCUAUACAGUAUGUAUAAAAGUAUAUACAGUAUAUACAGUUUGUAUACAGUUUGUGCAUGGACGUUCAUUUUGGAAACAGUAUAUGGUGAGGAGAGUCGGAGCUCAGCUUGGUGCCGAAACAAUUAGGUGGUUAAACCAGUAGGUGAAUUAAUCGACAACACUUUUGAUAAUUGAUUAAGCUUUGAUGUCAUUCAUCAGCCAAUAAUGUCAAACAUUUGGUGGUUGCAGCUUCACAACUGUGAAGAUUUGAAGACUUUUUUUUAUCACUGUAAAUUGAAUAUAUAAGGGUUGGACUCUUGGUAAGACAAAACAAGUGAAAAGUCGUCUUCAGCAAUUAAAUCUGGUUCAGGUGUGAUCACAAGACCUAAAUGUGAGACAAGAACCCAGGACAGGAGGCUGAAUGAACACCAUAAACACACAAACUCAGCUGACUGUGAAAGUCGUCACCUAGAAGUCAGAGGACUUCCUUAAACCAACACCAGAGUUACAAUCUCUCCACCGUAUGCAAACCACUUGAUAUCACAUGCUCAAAAGUUUAAAUUUAGGUUACGUGAUGCCACUUGAUGCCAGCUCCACUCACUAAAGACUGAGAUCAGGUUGAGAGUUUCAAAUAAUUAGCGAGUGGACCUUUGAGCUUAGAUUAUCCGCACCAUAAAGUAUUUAAUCCGACAGGGAAACUGGUGAAGAAACAGGUUUUCAUAUCUUAACGUAAGGGUGGGCGAUAUGGUUAAAAUUAACACAAAAUCUAUUGUCUGUAUAAUUUAUAUACAUUGAUAUCAUGUCAUAUUUAAUUGAGCUUCUGGAGAAUCAAUCCAGUUUAUGGAUAAAAUGUUCACACAGGAAUGUCCAUUAUUAAUAUUAGAGAUAUUAGAUAUUAGACAUUUUCUUAUCGUCAACAAAUUCUAUGAAGAGUCCAAAACCAACAAUGUUUCACAUCACUCUGUGUCUGUUUAUUCACACUGAAGGCUAAAAAACUUUAACAAUCACUCACUAAUAUACUUUAUUUAUUGUACUUGUCAUUUCUGAAAAAGGCUCAGUAUUUCAGCCAGGCACUGUAGUUUUUAGCUAAUGUUACUUAACGUGUUGUUGGGGGUCUAUUUUCAGUCGUGGAUUAAUACACAUUUAGUGCCCAGGUUGUUUUGGGGGGAAAAUGGAGAUCUAUGGCACAGAGGACUAAGAUCUACACAGACAAUAUCUAUCAGAGGGAUCAAUUCACUGUUGGUUUUGAUGUUUUCAUUAGAUUUGUUGACAAUAACAAAAGUACAUUUAACUUAAAAGGAUAGCUACCAUGUUAUUAACUGUACAGUAAAAUUUGACAUGUUGAUAUUGUCUCAUGGUUCACGUCAACAUACGGACCACUUCUAUCUGAAAGCACCUCUUUGGUUUCCUUCAAGUGUAAAACCACUUCUCUGUUUGAUCUCCACAGUUCUGCUCUACUGCCUCUGUCUCGAGUGCUUUAAAUCUCUCUGUCUUCCUAUAUUAUAUUUUGAAUGUUUCCAUUCACAGAUUGCUUGAAUAAUAUAUUCUGGAAAAGGGUUCAUAUGCCCAAUCUUCAGUAUAACGCCUCGAUGUAGCAGUUCCAGACAUCUCCUCUCAUAGUUGUUUGCUCCACAGCACAUCUGCUAACAUCACAAGUUAAUGUGACUGUAAAAGUGAGAUAAAUGUUUUCCUACAUCAGUGGUCUCAGGCUUACUGUAGGUCUGGUUUUUGUUACUGCACACUCUGCUGGCUCCUCUGCCGACCCGUCUAAAGUGUGAACGUUCACCAGAGAGGUGGAAAGAGGAGAGACGUGGUGUACAGGGGGUUGGUUGUUGGAGUGACAGAUCAGACUGUAACCUUUCCAGAUGAUGGUGCUCACCUCCCAGUGCUCCUGCUGGUCAGGUUUUCUAUCCUGUUAAUAGUUUUAUCGGCAUGCAAAGUUUGGUGGAAACAUUUGUUUUCGUUUGGUUUUUUUGGUAGUUUUCAUCGACUUUCAUUUAAGACUGUGAACGCUACCGUCUGUGGUCCGGUUAUUAUUUUUAUUUGUUUACUUUUUUUUGGUUUUAUCUUUUUGUUAAUGUUUGUAAGGUUGGUUUUCAAUUGGAAGGAACGUCAACUAUUACGUUCAGUUACUGUUGUAUGCAAGUUGAAAACACGAGAAACAACCAAACUUUUUAUGUUUUUGUUUGUGUGUGAAACCAGCCAAAGGUUUGCAGGGUCAAAGCACUUUUGCGCUGUGAAUCGAGCUUAAAGCAGGUGGAUCACAGUGGUUUCAGACCAAACUCGGUAAAAAAAACAGAUGAAUUUGUGCCUUUGUUUACUAUAUUACUCUUUAAUUAAUUAAUGAAGUAUAUACUGCAUGUUACAGUGUAUGCUCUCUGUCAUGUCGUGUACACAACUUUGUUCUCAAGCUUUACAUUUUUUUUUAUUGUUUUACAGUGUAUAGGUUUCAGGUGCAAAGAUACUACAUGAUGUUUAAAUGUGGCAUGCUGCCUUUCUUUACCUCUGUUGCUGAUGGAGUCAAAUGUGAAGAUUUCUAGGUGGAAACAUGUUAAAUUUACAACUGAGGGAGUAGCCAACUUUACUUUUUACAAACCUUUGAGAGAAAUCUCAAUCUACUCAAUCUUACAGGUAUUUAUGAGAUGAUGUACAGGUCUAAGUGUAUUUACGUUUGGGGCAUGUAGGACUUUACUUGAAUUUUGAAUAUUUGUUUGUUUACCUUAAAUGUUAUUAAUGUUAUUUCAUUAUAAUAGGAAUCAUAUUUGUGGGCAAAUGGGCUUCUGGGGGAUCUUUAAGACAAAAAAAAAAUGAAUGGGACUCUGCUGCAUUUUGAUAAAAUCCUGCAUGUUUUAGAGUUGAAGAGCAACAUAUUUUCUUCAUUAUUUCCUUCCAAACCCUCACAUUUCUAUCCAUUUCUAUUAAUUUAUGUGAAUUUCAGCACAUGUAUACUGUAUCAGGUUGAUGAUCGUGUCUGGUCUCCUUCAGAUCUUCUGUCAUGACGUAUAUUAAAACUUGCCUGUUUGCUUUACUUAUGUUGUGCUCAUCAUAAGUUUGCCUUGGCUUGUAGGAGCACAUAGCAGCCGCUAUCAUGCUGAUACAGUAUCCUGAUUGUACAUGUUGUGAUGCUUUUAAUGACUCUUUUGGUGACACUAAAUGAUGUUUCUAAAUAAUCUUGCAAUACA
Dicentrarchus labrax (European seabass) is the source of this 4869-nucleotide messenger RNA. It is a transcript of the gene plpp5, whose product is annotated as phospholipid phosphatase 5. Gene Ontology annotation, molecular function: phosphatidate phosphatase activity. Bases 238 to 1038 code for a protein of 266 amino acids. Gene Ontology annotation, biological process: phospholipid metabolic process. The record is from RefSeq and is a predicted model, not a curated record. Lineage: Eukaryota; Metazoa; Chordata; Actinopteri; Moronidae. The transcript has 8 exons.